AAUCGUUGCGAUUCCUGGUUUCGGUCUGGAUGGGUUGGAACGAGGCUGGUUGGAAUUCUAACUUCUUCUCGUCUGAAUUCUUCUCCCUACCUUAUUCUUACUUCAUCCCCAUCCCUAGGUAUUGUAUCAAAUGAUUCCCCAAGGCACUCACAGGCUUGGAUGGUUGCUACCAUAUGAAAUAUCAAGGCUGAAUCAAACAGGGAUGUCUAGCCACCAGAAUAGUCAUCGCUGCAUAGCGAGCACGAACAGGAACUGCAGCCAGUCCAUGCAAAUGAAGAUCGUCGGUCGGAAAACCCCGACCGGGCCUCCCACUGUCCAGUGCUCUAUCCCUGGCUGCUUGAGAUCUCUGCCUGCCUUCAGCAUUGCCAUUUGCCACCUCCCACCGGAGAUCCUGUCUUUGGUGUCAUGUCAGCAAAUAACAAUCCGAAAAGGUGGGAUGGUUUCCCCUUGCAGGAUCAAUGCCGGUGCAUUGUCCGGACAAAGUCACUGCAAGAGAUGCAGAUUCCUCGCAUCAGUCGUCGUGUUGUUCUAUAAGACGAACCAACAAGAAAGGGAAGGAAGGAAUCCCUUCCUUGUUCAGUGCACUGUAAAUGGCGAGCCGACUCUACCGUCCAAUCCAGCAGCCUAGCCCAGUCGGUAGUUAGCCAUGCCCAACAGGGAAGAUUGAAGAGGGGGUGUGGGUAUGAAAAAAAGAAUAAUAAUUUGACCAGAUCAAGGAGCAUCCACCGUUCCCCAGCUAUUUGUCAUAUUCCUCGACCA
Aspergillus campestris IBT 28561 is the source of this 759-nucleotide messenger RNA. RefSeq lists its product as uncharacterized. Lineage: Eukaryota; Fungi; Ascomycota; Eurotiomycetes; Eurotiales; Aspergillaceae. Bases 131 to 628 code for a protein of 165 amino acids. The record is from RefSeq and is a predicted model, not a curated record. The transcript has a single exon.